Messenger RNA from Symbiodinium sp. CCMP2592, 585 nucleotides. The record is from the annotation of a GenBank genome assembly. NCBI's taxonomy places the organism in Eukaryota, Dinophyceae, Suessiales, Symbiodiniaceae.
AUGGAGGGCCGCCGUCUGGAGUGGAGCCGGCGUCUGCAAGGCGGUCCUGGCUCGUGGUCAUUGAUUGACUCGGACGGUGCGGCCUUUACCACUGAAGCAGCUCCUCGAUGGCAUCUGCUCUUCUUUUCCACCGAUUACGUGGAGAGACUGCGGUGCCGAUUCGUCCAGUGGCAUCCAGCAGAUGCCCAGGUUGCUGUGUUCGAGGCUGAGGAGCUGGACUAUGAUACUUGGAUCAGUUAUCCUGCCGGAAAGGUCUACGUCCGCGAAGUGCCCUCACCCUUGGUCGUCACCGGCAGCUUAACACCCGUCCCGCAAAAUGCUGUUGACAUGGUGUUCACCACGGUGGCCGGCGAAGAGCUGCUGCGAAUCGCCGGCAUGUCGAACCCUUUGCCGGAGCGGGAAGAGCUUGCUACAUCCGCUGCUCUAGCAGCGGCAGCCCAGGGCCGCCUGCGGAGCCGCAACCAAGCAGUGCGCACGACGUUAGACGGGCCACUGAUCACGGAAGAGCACCGCGCCUUGCAGCCACAGCAGCAGAAGCGAAAAAGGAGAGUCGGCUGCAAGCAGCAAGCCAACGACGCUGACAUC